GCCUCCACCAGCUCUCCUGUCGCCCUGGGCGCCGCCACCGCCGCAGUCGCCGGCCUCGUCGGCUUCGCGGGAAGCCGCAAGCAGCGUUCCGUGCGCAGCCAGGUGGCCCGCUGCCAGCAGGCGCCCAGCCAGACUGCCGUGGCCGAGCGGAAGGCGGGCGACCUCUCCGGUGCUCUCCCCGACUGCCCCGCCACCAUCUGGAAUGCCGAUGACAUCGACGUCCAGAAGCUCCCUCCUGUCAACAAGACCGCACCGCUGAUCAUCGACGCCGCCGAGCUUGCGGACUUGAAGAAGGGCGCAGAGAAGGAGUGGUUCCUGGCCCAGAGAGAGAAGAUCAUGGCACAGCUGCAGGAGCACGGCGCCAUCUGGUUCCGCAACUUCGAGUCGACCAAGGAUGCCGAGGGCUUCCGCAAUUUCUACGAGGCCUCC
Molecule: messenger RNA, 429 nt
Organism: Symbiodinium sp. CCMP2456
Lineage: Eukaryota; Dinophyceae; Suessiales; Symbiodiniaceae
Source: the annotation of a GenBank genome assembly